UCUAGACGCAGAAGCCUACCUUUUCGGGCCUACUGGUUACGGCAACCUUUUACGCAUAGCCAAGGGUAUUCCCAGCUGUCUUGAUGUGAGCUCUUUCGCCCUGAACUGCUUGCCGUGCCAAGCUCCACGGGCUGCUUUCUACUCUCGGUUCGAUCGUCUCAAUCAGUGUCUCAGUCUGGCUCAAACCUGCAAGACUGGUGAUCGCAGCAUGGUGGCCUUCUACCGACGAGGAUUGUUUCAACUCUUCCAAGAACUCGCAGAUUGUCUUUUAGAGUUGCCCCUAGCCUUCGGCUCGCCCGAGGACAUAAGCAUGCUAAAAUCCGUGAUCUUCGGCUUUAACGAACUGCUGGGGCGGACGCCUGUCCUAGCGUACGACUUCCUCUGGUUCUCACCCUCCUCCUCAGCCGCCACCGCCAUCACAUCUCCUUCGCAUUCUAAUGAAGAAGGAGGUAGUCUAAACUACCUGGGGCGUCAACGGCGUCCCAAGAUGGCCCUUCUCUGUUGGCAUUUUCUCAGUUUGUUGAGCUCAUCGCCCCUCUUCGCCUCUGAUCUCCAGCUUCAUGCGGACCUCCUUUUAAUGGUGUCCGGAUGCAUUCAACGUGAGACUUCUGUACUUUGA
Dibothriocephalus latus is the source of this 619-nucleotide messenger RNA. Lineage: Eukaryota; Metazoa; Platyhelminthes; Cestoda; Diphyllobothriidea; Diphyllobothriidae. The record is from the annotation of a GenBank genome assembly.